AUGGGGCAGACGGUUCGGAGAACAGCGUCAAAUGGUGCGGGUGGAGGUUCGCUGUUGACCAUGCCCGGACUCACGGCCUUCAACGCCACCCACGAGGCAGAACGGCGGCAGCAGCUGGAGGGUAUGUUUGAGGGUGUGAUACAAAGGGGGUGAGAUAGCACGUCGGACCACCCACGUGUGAUGGUAAAUGAAGGGGUUUGUUAUACUGCCCCGCACAUACCAUGGCACGCCACCUACCGUAAUGUAAUACUGCGAGAUGUGGUAAACAGACGGGGCUCAACGGAGGUGACGAAACGCUUGAGCACAUGACCUCGACGAUGUGUUACCCGCUCAACGCCAAAGAAAGUUUCAAACAAAAACGGACUUGAAUGGAGCAGAGGAAAACGAAAAACAAGUGCUAGGAUCGAGGGCGCCCGCGCCCCGCGGCGCUGCGGCGUGUAAGGUGUCGCCUGGGAGCUAGGUAUACGUUAUGACCCAGGAACGGCGGGGACAAGAACCAAAAAUGAUAACGGGUCCAUCUACCAAGCAGCAUCCGUGUUUCUAUCAUGAUUGCAGGAUCAAAAACUAAAAACACAAAAAUCAAAGGUACCUCGCCCGAUACAUUGCCAGGCGAUCGCCACAGAGUGGCCAUUCCGUCCUACCCCCUCACAAACAAGUACCUAGUAGGCCGCUGCUACCUACCUUGCUACGUCACCACGAUAAAAAAAAAUCAAGACCACUAACCACUACCGCAAACAACACUACGUUGCACUCGACGCGUCGAAGAAAACACACGACGAAGAGAAACGCACGCCAGGAGAAAUGCGAGGGAACAUGAGAAGGACACCGCA
Messenger RNA from Ectocarpus sp. CCAP 1310/34, 830 nucleotides. The record is from the annotation of a GenBank genome assembly. NCBI's taxonomy places the organism in Eukaryota, Phaeophyceae, Ectocarpales, Ectocarpaceae.